Molecule: messenger RNA, 3469 nt
Organism: Cyprinodon variegatus (sheepshead minnow)
Lineage: Eukaryota; Metazoa; Chordata; Actinopteri; Cyprinodontiformes; Cyprinodontidae
Product: transketolase-like
Exons: 14
Coding region: 202-2088 (628 amino acids)
Biological process (GO): pentose-phosphate shunt, non-oxidative branch; ribose phosphate biosynthetic process
Cellular component (GO): extracellular exosome; endoplasmic reticulum membrane
Molecular function (GO): thiamine pyrophosphate binding; transketolase activity
Source: RefSeq, a predicted model, not a curated record
UAUGUGCUUCUGUCCUUGUGCAUUUUGUCUGCAAACUUCUGUAGGAUAAAAUCCAGCCUCUACACUCUGCUCUCCCUCUUUCUCUCUAUCACUCUCACACAUACAAACACAGGUGCUGCUUUGGCAAAGCUCAGCCCUAUACAAAACACUCUAAUUCAAAAACACUUGUUUUGGUGCUGUGGUACUUAACAAUUUGACUUCAUGGAGGAUUAUCAUAAACCUGACCAGCAGACAGUGCAGGUGCUGAGGAACAUCGCCAACCGCCUCCGAAUCAACUCCAUUAAGGCAACGACUGCAGCUGGAAGUGGCCAUCCGACAUCAUGCUGCAGUGUAGCAGAGAUCAUGUCUGUGCUUUUCUUUCACACCAUGAAGUAUCGCCCGGAAGAUCCAAGGAAUUUCAAUAACGACCGUUUCAUCCUUUCCAAGGGCCAUGCUGCUCCCGCCUUGUAUUCCAUGUGGGUUGAAACCGGUUUGCUGAAGGAGAGCGACCUGCUCAGUUUAUGCCAGGUUGACUCAACCCUGGAGGGCCACCCUACUCCGAGGCAACAAUUUGUCGAUGUAGCCACUGGAUCACUGGGGCAGGGUCUUGGUGUGGCCUGUGGGAUGGCUUACACUGGCAAAUACUUUGAUAAGUCCAGUUACCGUGUGUACUGUCUGCUGGGGGAUGGGGAGAUGUCGGAAGGCUCUGUUUGGGAAGCCAUGUCGUUUGCCUCCUAUUAUCAGCUUGACAACAUGGUCGCCAUCAUGGACAUCAACCGCUUAGGCCAAAGUGACCCUGCACCCCUGCAGCAUCAUGUUGAGAAAUAUCAGAAGCGCUGUGAGGCUUUCGGCUGGCAUGCCAUUAUUGUGGACGGUCACAGCAUUGAAGAGCUUUGCAAGGCUUUGAGUCAGCCACGUCAUCAACCCACUGCAAUUAUUGCUAAAACCAUCAAAGGCAAAGGCAUUUCGGGUGCAGAGGAUAAGCUGGGCUGGCAUGCCAAAGCUUUGCCCAAGGACAUGGCUGAAAUGGUUAUAAAGGAUCUGCAGAGCAGGAUUAUGAACACCAGCAAGCACAUUUACCCUCCUGCUCCCAUGGAAGACUCCCCCCCAGUUAGCCUGAGGAACAUCCGCAUGCCAAGCGCACCCAACUACAAACCUGGAGAAAAAGUUGCUACUCGCAAGGCCUAUGGAAUGGCACUGGCCAAGUUGGGUCGCUACAAUGAACGUGUGGUGGUCCUCGAUGGAGACACCAACAAUCUCACCUGUUCUGAGAUCUUUAAGAAUGAGCAUCCAAACCGCUUUAUUGAGUGCUACAUCGCUCAGCAGAACAUGGUCAGCGUUGCCAUGGGAUGCAGUGCACGGGAGAGGAACGUUGUAUUUGCCAGCACCCUCGCCUCCUUUUUCACUCGUGCCUAUGACCAGAUUCGCAUGGCAGCGAUUUCAGAAAGCAACAUAAAUCUGUGUGGCUCCCACUGCGGUCUGUCCACCGGAGAGGAAGGCCCCUCUCUGAUGGCUCUAGAAGACAUGGCUAUGUUCAGGGCUAUUCCCACAGCUACAAUCUUCUACCCCAGCGAUGGCAUUACAACAGAAAAGGCUGUGGAACUGGCUGCAACCACAAAGGGUGUUUGCUACAUCCGAACCAGCCGCCAAGAUAAUCCGGUCAUCUAUAACAGCAAUGAGGAUUUUCAUGUCGGACAGGCAAAGGUGGUUUUCCAGAGCAAAGAUGAUCAAGUGACUGUAGUUGCAGCUGGGGUGAUGGUGCAUGAGGCCCUUUCUGCUGCUGAGCAUCUCAAGAAAGAGAGGAUCUCUGUAAGAGUGAUCGACCCUUUCACAAUCAAACCUCUGGACAUUAAAACCAUCACCGACCAUGCACGAGUCACCAGGGGAAGGAUCCUGAUAGUUGAAGACCACUACUACGAAGGUGGUCUGGGGGAGGCAAUGUCCUCAGCAAUGGUCAACGAGUCUGGAUUUACUCUGCACCGCCUGGCUGUGUCCCACAUCCCGCGAAGCGGCAAACCUCAUGAGCUCCUGAAGAUGUACGGCAUAGACCGUGACGCCAUUGCUCAGGCCGUCAGAAAGAUGCUCAGCAGUUCUGCUAAUGCCAAGUAGUUCUCCCUGUGCCCCGCCCACCUUUAUAAUUACACUAUUCCAGAUGGCGACAGAUAGUCACACUCAGAUUUGUUCUGGAAACACACUAACCCUUUUUUUUUUAUCUUUUGACAUUCACUGUAAAAAACAAAACCAAAUAGUCUCUGAUGUGUUGUGAUGUUGUGCAGUUCACCUUGAAGUAGACAUCAGCUUUACCCAUUUUUUGUGCAUUCUUCCUCACACAUAAUAUCUCUGUAACACGCAUUUUCACGCAUAAUCUCUACCUUCUUAUGGAACUAUAGUCCAAAAAUAAGAUGUUUCCAUUUCUUAUUUUUUUCAUUUUAUAAAUAGUCAUUGUGCAAAACUAUUUGUUGUAAUAUUUUAACAACACUAGAGAUGUAUCGGUCUGAGCUCUGUGGCUGAUUUUAAUCUUCCGUUUUGACCUGCAAUCCCUUUUAACCCAUUUCUGUUAAAAAAAAACAAGAAAUUCCAUUUUAUUCUGAUCUUUUCAUCAUUAACAGUAAUUAUUAUGUUCAAAGUAAUAUCAGCAUGUUUGAGUUAUUUGUCUUUGUAAAGCAGGAACAAAAAACAGGAACAAAAUGAUCACAGUUCAGAUUUUGAGUUGCCUUAUCAUCUUACAUUAGCAAUUAGCAUGGCAUAGCAUCCAUCUCUGUGUUUUACCAGGAGUGUCCAUUUUUAUCUGAAUUCUGAGCUUUCCAAAAGGCUGUAAACUUUUCCAAAUGCAUCCUUUUUUCCAGGACCAACAGAGUUAUUGCAAACAGGGGGUACCCAGGCUGAAAUAUUUCCAGUUCUUGGCAUAUGGCAAUCGGUCGAUUUGUCCCUUUUACUCAAUUUUCAAGUUGGUGAAAGUCUUGUGGAUAUUUGAUCAUAAAAAAUGACUAGAAAAUGACAACGAUACAACAUUUGACUCAAAAAUACAGUUCUGAAUUCUGAACUUCUAGUUGGCUGGUGACUGGUUAGAAGUCUGCUGCAGCUGUUUUGUCAAUGCUUCUCUUCAUAUUAGUUACGCUUUCAUGUGCUUCUUAAAUUUACCUUGUUCAACAAGAAAUAGUUGUGUAUUACUGUUUUAAUAUUGGGUGGGGACCAGUUUUCAUGUAGGUGUUUGUUGUGUCAACAGAGUCAGAAAGGAUUCAUAUGGUUCUUGUCUUUAGAAGGUGGCAGGGGCAGAAAAACACAGAAUAAAAACAAAGAAAAUGCUUUGAGGUUAUAACCCAUAUGCCACUAAAUAAGGUUUUACUUCCUCGUUCUUUCUUUUCAGCACUGUUUAUAAUAUCUAUUUUAAAGGCGUCCAAACAAAUACACCUCAGGGCACCAGAUCCAUCCAGUGUUGGUCCAGAGUAUGACUAAUAAAGAUUGUGGCAGUGAUUUCAGUUACGUCUCA